This is a messenger RNA of Dama dama (fallow deer), 735 nucleotides long. RefSeq names its product olfactory receptor 8B3-like. Gene Ontology annotation, cellular component: membrane. Lineage: Eukaryota; Metazoa; Chordata; Mammalia; Artiodactyla; Cervidae. The record is from RefSeq and is a predicted model, not a curated record. Gene Ontology annotation, molecular function: odorant binding; olfactory receptor activity. Bases 1 to 735 code for a protein of 244 amino acids. Gene Ontology annotation, biological process: G protein-coupled receptor signaling pathway; sensory perception of smell. The transcript has a single exon.
AUGUACAUGGUCAUUGUGCUGGGAAAUUUGGGACUGAUAAUGAUAAUUGCACUGAAUUCACACGUACACACUCCCAUGUACUUUUUCCUCUUUAACUUUUCCUUCAUAGACCUCUUCUAUUCUUCUGUAUAUGCACCCAACAUGCUGAUUAACUUUAUAUCAAAGAAGAAUAUCAUUUCUUAUAUGGGAUGCAAGACUCAGCUCUACUCUUUCAGUUUUUUCAUCAUUACUGAAUGCUAUCUGCUGACAUCAAUGGCCUAUGACUGCUAUGUGGCCAUCUGUAAACCACUCUUGUAUAAUGUUGUCAUGUCCCCUAAAGUGUGUUCCAGCCUUAUGCUUGUUUCCUACUUGAUGGCAUUUUCUGGUGUCAUGGUUCACACUGCAUGCAUGCUGAGACUGGCCUUCUGUGAUACAAACAACAUCAACCAUUAUUUCUGUGAUGUCUUUCCUCUGCUCAAGCUCUCCUGCACAGGUAGCCACAUCAGUGAGCUGGUAGUUUUCAUUGUGGUGGGCAUCGACAUCAUUGUGCCCAGUCCCACCAUCUUAGUCUCUUAUGAUCUCAUCCUCACUGACAUCUUCCACAUCAGCUCCAUAGAAGGCAGCUCCAAAACCUUCAGUACCUGCUAUCCCCACAUCAUUGCUGUUUUUCUCUUCUUUGGAUCAUGUACAUUUAUGUAUCUCAAACCUUCAUCUACUGGGCCUAUGGAUGAAAGAAGUCUCUUCUGUCUUUUAUAG